GCUCUUUUUCUCCGUCCUCGCCAGGUUUAAAAGUCUCCUGGCGUCUUGAUGGUGUUGUGGAAAACUUCCCUUUCAACCGGUUAAAAGAAGCUGCAGACGACCAACUCGUCUUCUCGAUUUUUUUUUGUGUUAAAGGAGACGCUAGAAACAUCUGAUACAAGAUGGAACUUUGUCAGAAAAAAAAUGAAUAACGGAACUCUUUGACCAAUAGGAGGCUUAUGAUUGGAGAACAUUGAGGACAACAGUCUCUGCCCUUGAGUGCGCCGGUGUAAUAUUAAAAGGUGACACCGCCUCGUUCAACCCCAUUGGCCGGUGGGCUGUUGACAAGGCAAGGCACUCCAGGGGUCAAGUUGGUCUUGCUCCGUUUCAAAGUGCAACUUAGGACGAAAUCUGCACGCGGCCAUGUUGUCCAUCCCAGACCUGAUCAAGAAAAAGCGAGACGGCAGCCGGCUGAGCGACGAGGACAUCAAAGCUCUGGUAGGGGCGCUCACGAGCGGAGGCAUUCAGGACGCUCAGACAGGCGCCAUGUUAAUGGCCAUCUGGCAGAAUGGCAUGGACACGGCCGAGACGGAGGCUUUGACCAAAGAGAUGAUGUUCUCGGGGGAAGUCAUGUCGUGGCCAGAGGAGUGGGCGGGGCUUGUGGUCGACAAGCAUUCCACCGGCGGCGUGGGGGACAAAGUCAGCCUGGUGUUGGCACCCGCGCUCGCCGCCUGCGGCUGCAAGGUGCCCAUGAUUAGUGGGCGGGGCCUCGCUCACACCGGGGGUACGCUGGACAAGCUGGAGUCUAUUCCGGGUUUCGACAUCAACCAGUCGGUCCAGCAGGUCCGAGCCAUGCUGAGCGCCGUGGGCUGUUGCAUCGUGGGCCAGACGCAGACCCUGGUGCCCGCCGAUCGCGUCCUCUACGCCAUGCGGGACGCCACCAGCACCGUGGACAGCCUGCCACUCAUCACUGGUUCUAUUAUCUCCAAGAAAGGGGCGGAGUCUCUGUCUGCGCUGGUCCUGGAUGUCAAGUUUGGGCAGGCGGCGCUGUACAAAGACCUGGACGCCGCCAAGCAGCUCGCCAGCUUCCUGGUGCGGGCAGGAAAUGGGCUGGGCGUGCGCACGGCGGCGGUGCUCAGCAAGAUGGAUGCUCCGAUUGGUCGAUGCGUGGGCAACAGUCUGGAAGUGAUGGAGUCUUUGGAGACGCUGAAGGGACGUGGGCCUGAAGACCUGAUGGAACUCGUCACGACCCUCGGCGGCGUGCUGCUGACCAUGACUGGCCUGGCGGCCGACCAAUCACAUGGCAGAGAGAAGAUUUCCCAGGCCGUCACGGGAGGAGACGCUCUGCUCAAAUUCCAGGCCAUGAUGGAGGCUCAGGGCGUGGCCAAGGAGACGGCGCGGGUGCUCUGCUCCGCCCACACCGACUACUUUUCCAUCCUGAGGAAAGCCGAGCAUCAGCUGGAGCUGACGAGCAGCCAAGACGGCGUCGUAGAGGAGGUGUACGGUCUGCCUCUGGCGGAGGUGCUCCACAAGCUGGGGGCGGGGCGGUCCACGGCCGGACAGCCUGUCAAUCACAGCGUGGGGGCGGAACUACUGCUGUCUUCGGGCCAGAAGGUCUACAAGGGGGAGUCCUGGUUGCGUCUUCACUACGAGGACCCUCCUCCCAGUCCAGACCAGAUCAGGCGACUGCAGAGUGCUCUGGUGCUGGGAUCGUUGGACAACAGUCACCAGUAUCUGAAGGAAAGCUUAGUCAGAGAAGUCAUGCUUCCUCGUUGAAACUAUUUUUAUUUCAGUUCCAGGGCGUCGCUCGUGUCUUGAUUGUAUCGCUUCAAUGGAAAUAUUAUGGGCGUGCUAUGGUUUUACAGCCAGCCCUAAAUCGCGUAAAAUUUCACUAAGCAUAGACCUGCCGUUCCAAUUUGACAGAUUAAACUUACCGUAUUUCCUUGAAUUGCCGCCGGGUAUAUAGUAUGCGCCUGCCUAGAAUUACUGCCGGGUCAAGCUCAUUUCGCAAAAUAUUAUUUUUAUUAGCGCAUGUCUAGAAUUUCCGCCGGGUCAAACUCGUCACGUCACGAGUGACACUUCACCUGUCAUCUUUUUCAAAAUGGAGGAGGCUGAUUUCAAUCAUUUGAAAAUCGCAUAAAGGGAAGAAGAUUAAGAGCUAUUCAGUAGGAUUUAAGGUCCAAGCUAUUGAAUAUGCUAAAAAGAACAGUAAGCAGCUAUGUUUUAUUGAUAUACCGUAGCUGCGUGUGUCAAAUAUGAGUCAUUAUAUGACUCCCGCCUCCUGGUGGUAGAGGGCGCUGGUGAUCCUUCUUGCGACUACUCGGCUGCAGAAGAGUUUUUUUCCUCUCGCUUGCACUUUUAACAUGGGGGAUUACAUAUCUAAAAUAAAACGGUUUUCUAAACUGGAUUUUCAAGCGAAGCAAGAGGUAAUAAAAGAAGAUCUCCAUCGAGAGAGAGAGACUUUUAAAACUGAAGAAAGAUAAGGAAGACUUCUAUAAACAAGUUAUCGAUGCCUUUGAUCAGAAGGAGCUGCGCAUGGACUUCAUUUAUAAGUAAAGGUAAGACCAUAAUAACGUUUUUUUAAAUUAAAUGUGCUUUUCAUGAUGGUAUCCUUACAUCACACUCAAAUUUAUAAGCGCAUGCCUUUGGUAAGCGCCGGAGUGAGAAGAGGUUUUAAAUUAAUUAGCACCCCGGCGGCAAUUCAAGGAAAUACGGUAUUAUAGGAAUAGGAACAAUAGGAAUGCUUUGAAACAAGAUCUGAUGAAGUUUAGAUGAAAUGGUUGGCCAUUGUAUAGAAAGUGCUUAAAGAUGUUUAAAUAUACUUUUAGUCUGAAUCAGCUUACUCUUACACACAAUGCAUAUUAAUGUCCUAAAAAACAAAAAAAAGUCUAUGUUAUUACAAAUGUCAAUUAUUUUGUAAUUGGAUGUCAGAAUAACAUCUAGCUCAGGGUUAAGGAAGCCAUGGCUCUCGAGCCAGAUGUGGUUCUUGUGAUGACUGCAUCUGGCUCUCAGAUAAAUCUGAGCUGACGUCGCUUAACACGAUGAAUCAUGAAUAAUUCCGCUGGUAAUCACUGUUGAAAAUAUAAAACAUUCUCAUGCAUUUUAAUCCAUCCAUCAGUUUUUCUAACGCACCUGUUCAAGAAGUCGCAUUAAUGGUAAGAAGUAUUUUAUUUAUAUUGGCUAGUUUCAGAAUAACAAUGUUAUUAGAAAUAAUAAGAGAUUUAUUGUACUCUAAAAAUGUUGCUCUUACUUAUAAAUGCACGCAUUUAGUUGUAUUUGGUGUUAAAAAAUAUGAUAUGGCUCUCACGAGAAAUACAUUUGAAGAUAUUUGGCUUUCAUGGCUCUCUCAGCCAAAAAGGUUCCGGAUCCCUGAUCUAGCUGUUCAAAAUCUAAAGAACAAUAGAAUAGAAUAGAUCAGAAUAUGUAUUUAUUGUCAUUGUACAUUGUACAAUUGCAAUCAAACCAUCCAUCCAUCCAUUUUCUACCGCUUAUUCCCUUUGGGGUUGCGCGGGGCGCUGGUGCCUAUCUCAACUACAAUUGGGCGGAAGGCGGGUUACACCCUGGACAAGUCGCCACCUCAUCUCAGGGCCAACACAGAUAGACAGACAACCCCCAAUACCAAGCUACCUGCUUCACUCGGGUAAAGGUACUACAACUUCCAAUGGUUUCAGAAAGUUCAAAGUCCUUCAGUACACUUUAUGUAGAAACAAAUGUGAGUCAGUCGUCUGGACAAAGCAACAAAGUGGAACAAGGCUUUGCUCGUUGCAGACUAUAAUUAGUCGACUUCACAUGAAGUUGUGAAACAGUCUGGUGACUAUCCAGAAUGUCUCUUACAGUAAAGAAGACAAUAUUCCAUGUUUCAUUAAAAACAUCAAAGUGUGCUAUGGCAGAAGACACCACCUGCUGGUUGAAUUUAGAACUACAAACAGCUGAAUCCUUAACUGCAUAAUGUGAUAUAUGUAUAUAUGUAUAUAUAUAUAUAUAUAUAUAUAUAUAUAUAUAUAUAUAUAUAUAUAUAUAUAUAUAUAUAUAUUAGGGCUGGGCAACAAUUACAAUUUUUAAUCGAAGUUAAUCGCACUAUUUCUCCGAUUAAUCGCGAUUAACUGCAUUGUAUACGCAAAGCCCAAUAAUGAAUUCAAAAGUAGUGUGUAGUGCACCUUUAUUGGAAUAUUCUCCCACAUGAACAAAAGCGCCAAAACAUUUGUUGUGCAAACACAAUUUAAAUCAGUCCUUGUUAAACAGUAGCAGUUAAAUAGCAUAUUUUAUGAAAAUCAACUCCAAAAAUGUAAAUACAAACAUUUAAGCUUAUUGCCACUGCCAGGGUAUUUAAGUUAUCCUGUUUGUUAUGGAAAAUAAAUAUAAUCUACAUACAAAUCUCUGAGCCACAAUCAUAACAUCUGAACAGGCAAUUUCUGAGGUAACAGCAGAAACAUUUUUUUUUAUCAGGGAUCUUAUGUUUAAAAAACCUAUAUUAUAGGUAGUGGGCUGUUUUAGGGAAUUUUUGAUCAAAUUAUCCGUAGUAGCAAUAUUAAUAAUGUUGUGUUUAUUCUGCGUAGUGCACUUAAAAUAAUUAAGACCAUAUCAAGGAAUUGAUAUGAUGGGAAUUUUCCGAUUGUUUGCUUGGUGCUUUGAUAAACUGAAUGCAUCAUAUACAUGGUACUAUAUUGUGAUGUUAUGAGCCAGGGGAAAAAAGAACUACCCUACCCAGCAUGCAACAGGAGUGACGAGCAUGCGCGGUAGCCCGGUAUAGGUUGUGUCGCCAUGACGGCAUCUUGUAUGUUGUGAUAUGCACGCUCUGAAAGCAAACGUUAAGAACUCAGCCAACACUCCUCGUCUGCAUUAUUCACAGAUAGACCGACAACACAUAUACUCCGCUGCUUCACAGGCCGCUGGAUGUAGACGGCAAAGUAUUCCCAUGCUAGCUAGCCGGUCUAGCAAGCACACGUCAUUCAGUCCAAAACGGCCCGAUCUAUCCACAUUCAGAAUUGUCUGGCGGUCGUAAGUGAUCCCGGAGUGACCACGCUGUAAGCCAGCCAUGAAAUUUGCAGAAUUGUCUGGUAUUUUUGCCAAAUGUUCCAUCUUUACCAAGAGCCCCUCCACACCGAAGCUUUUCCGGGCGACACCGUCUUGUUAAGAAAAGGCGUUAACAAAAUAAAAGCAUGUAAACAACAUACGCAAAUGUGCGAUAAAAUAAUUGUCGGCGUUAAUAGAUUGAUGAGUUAACGCGUAAUUAACGCAUUAAUUUGCCCACCCCAAUAUAUAUAUAUAUAUAUAUAUAUAUAUAUGUAUAUGUGUGUGUAUAAGGGUUGUAUCGAUACCAAUACAAUAAUUUGGUACUGGUACCAAAAUGUAUUUGGAUACUUUCCUAAAUAAAGGGCACCAUAUAAAAAGUCAUAUUGUUUUUAUUGUGACAACAAAUGUAGAUCAGGAGUCGGGAACCUUUUUGGCUAAGAGAGCCAUACAAGCUAAAUAUUUUAAAAAGUAUUUCCUUGAGAGCCUUAUAUUUUUUUCAAGACUGAAUACAACUAAAUGCGUGCAUUUUUAAGUAAGACCAGCAUUUUAGAGUAUAAUAAGUCUCUUAUUCUUUUUAAUAACAUUGUUAUUCUCAAGCUAACUAACAAAUAAAAUACUUACCAUUGAUACAACUUUUUGAACAGGUGCGGUAGAAACCAUAUGGAUGGACUGAAAUGCAUGAGAAUGUUUUAUAUUUUGAACGUUAUAUUUGACACUGUGAUUACCAGCGGAAUUAUUCAUUACUCACCGUGUUAAGCAAUGUCAGCUCAGAUCUAUCGGAGAGCCAGGUGCAGUCAUCACAAGAACCACAUCUGGUUCUUGUGCCAUAAGUU
This is a messenger RNA of Nerophis ophidion (straightnose pipefish), 5825 nucleotides long. RefSeq names its product thymidine phosphorylase (gene tymp). Gene Ontology annotation, molecular function: 1,4-alpha-oligoglucan phosphorylase activity; pyrimidine-nucleoside phosphorylase activity. Gene Ontology annotation, cellular component: cytosol. Bases 403 to 1755 code for a protein of 450 amino acids. The transcript has 10 exons. Gene Ontology annotation, biological process: pyrimidine nucleoside metabolic process; pyrimidine nucleobase metabolic process. Lineage: Eukaryota; Metazoa; Chordata; Actinopteri; Syngnathiformes; Syngnathidae. The record is from RefSeq and is a predicted model, not a curated record.